GUCAGUGACAACGGCCAAGAAUAUGCACAUCCUGGAAGUAGGCGCCGAACAAGAAGACGUGGGACAGCCGCGGAACGCGCCGACGGAGGCUACCUUUCGCACCGUUCCUCGUGAUCACACCACUUUUUUGAUAUGGAGAGUCACGGAAUCUGGUACCGAGAUGUUACAUCGGUCUUAUUACGGAACAUUCUACGACACCGAGGCUUAUCUCGUGUAUUCCUGUUCUCUUCCGGGCCAGCCAGCGGGGCCAGAUGUUAUCCGUCGCGAAAUAAAAGAAAAUGGAAAUGGCGAAUAUGCUGAACGACAUGUGCACGCCUGGGCUAGCGAAAGGAGCAGUUCGCUGGCAGCGCUUACAUUACGUCGUGCGACCCAACUGUUGGCCCAUCUGGGGUCACCGGUUGUACUCUAUCGGGAAAGCGCAACUAAAGAAUCACCAAGAAUGCUGUCUUAUUUUCGUGAUGGGAUCAGAAUUCUCCGCAAUGGUUCCGUGAACGGUGGUCCUCGAUUGUACCGCGUGCGUGGGUAUAGACCUGUGGUAUUGCAACUAGAACCAGUUUCAUGGGCCGAACUAUCAUCUGAUGGGGUGUUCGUGCUGGACACGUCUAACCUAAUCGUUUUGUGGCUCGGCCGAGCAGCUAAUUUAAUCGAGAAAAUUUUCGGGGCUAAGAUAGCUUACCGCAUGGCUCGUGGGCCAGAAAAGGGCAUGAUGAUGCGUCGUAUAGCAAUAGCGCAUGAUGGUUAUGAACAAACAUUGCCAGUGGUGGACCGAGAGCUGUUGAAUAAUCUACUCGAGCUCCGAUCACGUUCCGUACGACCGCCACCACCAAUUACUGAGUCGCCACGACCAGCAAGAUUGUAUAAAGUAACACAACCCCCGAGAGUUUCACCAGUUUCCGUACCGUCACAAAAGUCUGCAGCACGUUUGGAAGAAAUUAAGCGUGCACCUUUAUACAGAGAAGAUUUAAACGAUGACAGUGUCUACGUAGUAGAUGGUGGGUCACGCGGUGUUUGGGCCUGGGUGGGAGCCAAUGCACCUGCAUCUGAGGGUCGCGGUGCACUUGCUGCAGCCCGAGGCCUAGCGCGGGCGAAGAGGCUGUCUGGGUGGGUCGCUACUAUGAUCGCAGGUCGCGAGCCGCUGGAGUUUGCUGCACUGUUCCAUCGCUGGAGCUGGGCGGAUGCACGCCGCGACGUACGCGUUCGAGCGGCGCGGUCUGCUACUACAAAGUUGGACGCUGUCAGUCUCGCUUCCAAUUCAUGGUUAGCGGCUGAAGCGCAGCUGCCCGACGAUGGUUCCGGGUCUCUACGUAUGUGGCGCGUGACGUUGGAGGGCGAACUUCUUGAGGUAGAGCGGCCGCAGCGGGCUGUUUUCUUCGACCAGGACUGCUACAUUGCGCUCUAUACUUACCACGCGCCCACGGGGGAUCAGACCGUACUGUACUAUUGGAUGGGUGGCUCUUCGCCAAAUGAUUUGAGGAAUUUGGGUGCAAAAGAAGCCAGAGAUCUGUACAUAAAGUUAGCGCGUCUUCCUAUUCAGGCCUGGAUCUAUCAAGGCAAGGAGCCAGCGCAUUUUCUGCAAAUCUUCAAAGGCCGAAUGAUUACAUACAUCGGAAGUGCAACCGAUUACGAUCCGAGCGGCCGGCGCUUGGUCCCGCCGGCGCGCGCUCUAGUCCUCGUGUCGGGGCAGUACGCGCGGGAGGCGCGCGGCGUGCAGGCGGGCCGCGGGCCGCCCGCGCGCGCCGGCGCCUGCUACGUGCUGCGGGACGGCGCGCGCGUGUGGGUGUGGUGCGCCGCCAGCGCCACGGGCGACGAGCGCGAGGUCGCCAAGAACAUGGCCGCCGCCGACCACACCCUCGUCAUGCAGGGAAAAGAAAAGGCAGAUUUCUGGGCCGCUUUGGGUGACCGACGACAUUUACUCCAACCGUCUCCACUGAAAGAAGUCGAGCGUCCUUUACCUCCACGCUUGUUCUACGUUUCACUCGGAACGGCAAGUCAAUAUUCCUUCGAAGAGAUCGCGUCAUUCAGCCAAUACGAGCUGGCUCCGGAGAUGGUGGCGCUGCUGGACGCGCACGCCGCCGUGUUCGUGUGGCUCGGCGCGCACUGCGGACCUCGCGCCCGCGACGACGCGCGCUCACUAGCCCUGGCCUACCUCGCACAAGAUCCAGCAGCACGCGACCCCGAGACACCUAUAAUAGUAAUUAGCCAGGGACGUGAACCACCAAAUUUCACAGGAUUCUUUCCCCACUGGAAAAAUUCUAUGUGGAAGGGUCACAAGACGUUCAGUGCAAUUGUGAGUGCUCUGGAAGGAAAGGCGAUCGUUCGCGGCAGUAACAAUUCCCUGAACAGCGGUAACAGCGAGAACUGCUUCGACCAGCACGAGAAAUACCCGCUGUCAGUGCUGCGUGGACCCAAGGAACACAUGCCGCCCGACGUCAACCCACUCACGAAGGAACUAUAUCUAACACACGACGAUUUUGUGUCAACAUUCAACGUGGCUUACAAUGAGUUUCGGUCAUUGCCUUCGUGGAAACAAAAAGAAUUAAAAAAAGCCGUGGGACUAUUUUGAAACAAUAUAUAGCAUUACAUUGUGCGGCUAUACACUUAUUUAAUUGGACACCUGUUUGUAACUGUUAUUUUAUAGUUAAUAAUUUUAUUGUCUCGUUUCUAACUUUAAUUCUAUAUGAUGAGCCUUAUGAGCAAGCUUAAUAAAAGCUAAGCUAUUGCUUAAUAUUUCGAAUGUAUGCUUGAAUGAACUUGGAAAUUAAAUGACAUUUGAUAUUGUUAUUUAUCAUUUAAGAUCUAUUUUGUUUUUAAUGUUGCUGUUGUGUUAUCGUAGUAUUUAUAAUAA
Messenger RNA from Melitaea cinxia (Glanville fritillary), 2845 nucleotides. RefSeq names its product villin-like protein quail (gene qua). Gene Ontology annotation, cellular component: actin cytoskeleton; cytoplasm. Bases 23 to 2563 code for a protein of 846 amino acids. The record is from RefSeq and is a predicted model, not a curated record. Lineage: Eukaryota; Metazoa; Arthropoda; Insecta; Lepidoptera; Nymphalidae. Gene Ontology annotation, biological process: actin filament severing; cytoskeleton organization; barbed-end actin filament capping. Gene Ontology annotation, molecular function: actin filament binding; phosphatidylinositol-4,5-bisphosphate binding. The transcript has 16 exons.